This is a messenger RNA of Panicum virgatum (switchgrass), 702 nucleotides long. RefSeq lists its product as uncharacterized. The coding region runs from base 1 to 702 and encodes 233 amino acids. NCBI's taxonomy places the organism in Eukaryota, Viridiplantae, Streptophyta, Magnoliopsida, Poales, Poaceae. The record is from RefSeq and is a predicted model, not a curated record. The transcript has a single exon.
AUGGCUGCGUACGCCGCCGUCUCCGUCCAGGCGCACGUCCCGAUCAAGCUGGAACUCCGCUCCUCCAAUUACACCAAGUGGAGCAGCUUCUUCGAGGCCAUGUGCGGCAAGUUCGGCCUCCUCAGCCACAUCAACAGCGCCCCUCCCCCUGAUCCGCGCACUGAUGCAUGGAACGUGGCCGACUGUGUCGUCCGUAGCUGGCUCUAUGGCUCCGUCACUGAGGAUGUCCUCGACUUCACCAUGGCCGCCAACCAGAUAGCACGGGACCUUUGGGUCGCCAUCUCCAACCACUUCCAGACGAACAAAGCUCCUCGUGCCAUCUUCUUGAGUCAUGCGUUCCACGCAAUAACUCAAGGGGAUAUGUCUGUCCACGAGUAUGCCCAAGCCCUCAACAAGGCCGCUGAUGCUCUUCGCGAUGUCGACAAGCCUGUUGCCGAUUCUGAGAUGGUUCUCGCCCUUCUCGCUGGGGCUGAUUCUCGUUACAGCACCACUGGAGAGAUCAUCGCAGGAGACGCAACCAUGACCUUCUCCAGGGUUGUAGACCGGCUUGCCCUCCAGGAGCUCCGCCUAGCAAAUCAGUCAAAGGAGGCUGCCUCCUCCGCCAUGAUCGCCUCCUCCUCAGCUGGAUGCGGCCCCUCCUGCCAAUCUGCAUCAUCUUCGACCUCCGUCACGCAGCAGCAGCAGCGCCCUCCUCAGCAGUAG